AGGAAGUCAAAUUUCCAUCAUGGAGGCAUGGUUCUGAAAGUCACCAGAUGAUAAGAAAUUACUUUACUUAUUUCGUGUUGAAAGUGCAUUGCAGAAAUUGGUUGAGUGGAUAUCGUCGUCACUGAGGGCAAGUACCAUCCUGUCCAGACAUGACACGACCAUUGAAGGGGACUCUCUGGCCCUGCCUAGUGAAGAUCUGCACCUCCAGACCCCUACAACCUAACAGUCACCAUCCCCACCGGCUACUAAUGGCAUCCACUCUAUCCACCACCCCCUCAUGUGCCCACUCCAGUGACAUCAAGGUCCGCUCCUACCUGCAGUAUGUGAAGCGCAAACUUAAGUCGCCCCCCAAGCCCCCUUACAGCCACGUGUGCCAGGUGGGAGACCCUGUGCUGCGUGGACAGGCGGCCACCGUCGCCCCUGAGGAGGUGGGCAGCGCGGACGUCCAGCAGGUGAUUCGCACACUCGUGCAGGUGAUGCGACGGUUAGAGUGUGUGGGACUGAGUGCGCCCCAGAUCGGCGUGCCACUGCGCAUCCUGGCGCUGGAGUACCCCGAGCAGAUGCUGCAGGACAGCUCAGAGGCGUCCCGACAGGCGCGCGGCUUGGAGGCCUUCCCGUUGCGUGUCUUCAUCAAUCCAGAGUUGCGCGUGUUGGACGGUCGCACUGCAGUUUUCCAGGAGGCCUGUGAGAGCCUCUCAGGCUUUUCUGCAUCUGUUCCGCGUUACCUCUCAGUGGAAGUAUCAGGUCUGAAUGAGAAGGGUGAGCCGAUCUCGUGGCAAGCGAGUGGCUGGCCCGCUCGCAUCAUCCAGCAUGAGAUGGACCAUUUAAACGGUGUCCUGUACAUAGAUCGCAUGGACAGUAAGACCUUCAUCAACAUUAACUGGCAGCAGUACAAUGAGUAGCAGUGGGAGUGAUCAUGUUUUUUGGUGCCAAGUGAACUGAGGCACAUUGAGAUAUCCAGAAGGUAAACCAUGCAGAACAACUGAGAAGAACUGGACCUUAAGGAUAACGUCAAUCUUGAAUUAGGAUUUGUGUGUUCACAUGCAGAUGAAGGUUAAUUAGAAAACUAUGGAAAACCUUAGUCAUAGGAGAAAUCUGGCAGGUUUUCACAUAGAUCUCUGGUCAAUGAGUACUCUUGGUGUGAAAAAAAAAGCAAACUAACAGUAGUCGGUGACCUCAAGAAACAGAGAUCUUUGAAAACUCGCCGUAUUUCUCCUUUAAUGUUGUCAACAGAGGUGCAUUUUUUGUCACAGAGAGGAUCAUCAUAUUUAACAGCGAUCUGCAAAUGAGUAUGCACUGUAUGACUGAAUUGACUGCUAUCCAAUUGUGGUGCAAUUGCUGAACAUAAUGUGUCAGUACAUGUGUGUGUGUUCAUAAGAAUAAAAGACUUUGUUUA
Alosa alosa (allis shad) is the source of this 1396-nucleotide messenger RNA. It is a transcript of the gene pdf, whose product is annotated as peptide deformylase, mitochondrial. The transcript has 3 exons. Gene Ontology annotation, molecular function: peptide deformylase activity. Gene Ontology annotation, biological process: peptidyl-methionine modification; N-terminal protein amino acid modification. Gene Ontology annotation, cellular component: mitochondrion. The record is from RefSeq and is a predicted model, not a curated record. Lineage: Eukaryota; Metazoa; Chordata; Actinopteri; Clupeiformes; Clupeidae. Bases 150 to 902 code for a protein of 250 amino acids.